AUGAAUUCUGUUCAACUCCAAGACUUCCUAACCAAUCUAUCAACUAACUAUUCAGGAGAACAAAAAAACGAUGAAGUUGAUCUAACUACAGUUCGAAGACUUGUUGUUAAAACACAAAAUAGUUCACACAUGUGUAUGAACUAUAUUAUCUGCAAUUAUACUGAUAUAGACUUAGUACAGCCCAUUCUUGCUCAGUUGCUGGCUUUAUAUUAUAAAGGAGGUAUUCUUCGUCAGUACGCCAUACAGUACAUUCCUGCUUUCAUUGGUUCAUACAUGUUGGCCGCUUCUAAAAAACAGCAAAGAAGUGUUUCUAUGUUUGAAACAUUCUUCUUAGCUAUCUAUAACGAAGAAAUACUGGAAACAAAAGGAAAUUCUCCGAUGGCCACGAAGAAGGUCGAGGAAAUCCGAAUCCCAUCCAUUCGUUUUCCUAGUAUCUAUCAUGAUCCUAUGAAAAUCACUUCUCUACCCGAAAUAGCCACAUUGCGUCCUGGAGGAGUUCCAUCAGUUCUGACAACAGUCCGAGUUGGACCCUACCCUAACUAUGUCAACUUCUCCUCGGAGAAUAAGUUUUUAAUUCUGACAAAGCUUAUGAAAACAGUUAAUAACUCGGUUUGCUAUAUAUACUCUGAAGUUUUAUCCCGCUUUAUUUGUCUCACAGCUUUAUCCAUAUCCAUGAGUGGAUUCUCUUUCCCUGAAACUCCUUUGCGUCUGAAAGUCCUCAAUCCUCAUCAUCAAGUAGAAGCAAUAGAAGACUAUUCCAAAAAAGCUCGCCAGCAAGUUAACAGUUCUAUUCUCUUGGAACUACUCACUGGUGUUUAUUUAUCUCUCUACAACGGGACUCCCGAUCUUGCCCUCAGAGCUAUAGAUGCAGUCCAUCAAAGAGCACAGUACGAGAUGCUUCCUGACGUUCUCAUCGUAACGAACGCCAUAAGAAAUGCUCUGUUGGAGAGUCCUGUUGCUAAAGAAAAAAUUGACGAAUUAGCUUGGAAAAGCCAUAACAAGGAAAUCAAAAGAACUGACUUGGUCACGAAUGCCUCUCUUCGUAUGCGAAGAAUGCCGGAAGACAUCCCUAUUCAACCAGAGUUGAAGGAGAAGGAGCAUUCGAGAAUCGGUGAAUUAGUUGAAGAAGGAAUGGAUCACUUCCAUGACUUGAAGAAACGUGUAUCGUCCAUGUCAUUGAAUCCCAAAACAUUACGACGAAGGAAAAGUGACGCAGUUGACGUAGAGUUACUGCCUAUUAGUGAAGAGAAACUUCAAGACAAAAACAAUGCAGUUUCCGCGUCUCAACCGGAUCAACAACAGGAGAAAACUGAAAGUAAAUCAAUGGAAAAUAGUACAGAUAAUGGAGUAGUAGGAGAUCAAACAUUAAAACAUUCCGAUGAUGAAUAUGCUUCUGAUGACGAUGUCCGACCAAGAGGAACUUUCACUGUAAAUGGCCUAAGGCAUAUGGAUAGUGGUGGAAGUACGCAGAGGAGUAUCGAUCAUUCUUAG
Molecule: messenger RNA, 1491 nt
Organism: Auanema sp. JU1783
Lineage: Eukaryota; Metazoa; Nematoda; Chromadorea; Rhabditida; Rhabditidae
Source: the annotation of a GenBank genome assembly